AUGGCAUCCUCAUCCUCCAACUCCACGGAUACGAUAAUGGCAUCGAACGCCCACAACGACAAGCUCACCGACAUGGAAGGGACUGCAGGGGGUGCGACUGCUGGGGCGAACUCUAGUACCCCAAAGCAAAAAAGACUGGCAUGCGAGAUAUGCCGAAGGAGGAAACUCAAGUGCGAUGGCACAAAGCCAAGUUGCAGUACUUGCUCGCGUCUCGGCCAUGUGUGCGCCUACGAUGAGAGGAGAAAGAAGAGUGGCCCGAAGAAGGGUCAUCUCAAGGCCUUGGCGGAAAAACUAAAGCAAGUUGAGGCUUUGGUGAAGACGCAGGAAGCGUCGAGACUGGCUGCGGAGGGUACCUCAAUAGCACCCAAUAUCAUCGAUGGUGGUGGACCCAGCCAACCAAGUCAACAUGCUGCUGCCGCCGCCAACUUUAACGUUCCGGACCGUUCGCGUGGGAUGGCAACUGGGGGCGGUAUGGAUCAGUGGCAGUUUCAUGGCGAUUCGGCCAGCGGAGGAUUGGAUGACUUCAACUUGGGCAACAACUUGGGACUGGGCAUGAACAGUAUGGGCGGCGACUUUACCUGGGAAAUGAUAGGCCUGGAACUUGAGGAACCGCUACCGUCCCAGGAGACCAUCGACGAGUUGGCCCCAAAUCAGCGACCACCAGUGUGUUUACGCUAUGCUAUGUGGACACUUGCCUGCGCCGUCACAGAGCGGUUCCUCGGUCUCAAGGAAUUGUUCUACCGAAGGGCCAGGAAGUAUUUGGAGUUGGAUACCAUCAAGGGCUUUGGAGAGCACAUGAUAACUGUGUCACACUGCCAGACUCAUGUGCUGCUGGCAUCCUACGAGUUCAAAUGGAUGUAUUUCCCGCGAGCGUGGAUGAGUACAGGCUCAGCCGUACGAUUAUGCCAGAUGAUGGACCUCCAUCGAGUUGAUGGUGCUGGCUUGCAGGUAAAACAGUGCUUACCGCCCGCCCGAGAUUGGACAGAAAAGGAAGAGCGUCGACGGACCUUUUGGAUGGCCUUCUGUCAGGACCGUUACGCCAGCAUCGGGACGGGUUGGCCGAUGAUCAUUGACGAAAAAGACAUUCUUACUGACCUUCCAGCCUCCGACGAGGCUUACGACUUGAGUCGUCCUGAGGAGACCCAGAGCCUGCAUGACGUGACAGUCAACACAGGUCCUGGUAAGUUAUCGUCUUUUGGCGGUGUCAUCCUCCUGGCGUACCUCUUUGGCAGGAACCUCAUCCACCUCCACCGGCCGGACCAAGACGACCGAGAUCAUGACCUCAAUGGCGAAUUUUGGAAGAGACACAGAAACAUGGACAACAUCCUCCUUAACGUCUCGCUUUGUAUACCAUCUUCCCUUAGACUGCCGCAGGGCCUGGGAAAUCCAAACGUCGUCUUCACGAAUAUGUGCAUUCACACGUCGACUAUCUGUCUGCAUCAGGCAGCUAUAUUCAAGGCAGAGACAAACAACCUGCCUGCCAGCGUCGGUACUGAGUGUAAGAUGAGAUGUAUCACCUCAGCCCACGAGAUUGCAAGCAUCAUGAAGAUGGCCUCUCACCUUGACCUGGAUAGGUUGAAUCCGUUUAUCUCCUUUUGUCUUUAUGUUGCAGCAAGAGUAUUCGUCCAGUUUCUCAAAAGCCGGCCGGACGAUAGCCAGGUAGCCGACUCACUUCGGUUUCUGCUAUCAGCCAUGAACGCAUUGAAGCGAAAGAAUCCUCUCACCGAGUCCUUUGUAGUACAGCUUGAUGUAGACCUUGAAGCUCUGGGUGCCAAGGUUCCCAAGCUCAAAAACGCCUUUUGCAGAAGUAGCGAUGGUGUGAGAAUGUCAAUUUCUCCAACCGUUGAAGACGACGGAAACCCCGCCAACGCUCCCAACCUAGUCGAACCCGUUGAUCUGAACGACCCUCUCGUUCAGCUCCCAGGCUCAAGCAGGAAUACCGCCUCAGAUUGGUCAUCGUCAGCCGAGCAACGAAAUCCCAUUCCUCCAGCCGGCGGCCAACACGGGGAUGGUCCUGCCAGGACAGACGGUUUACCCUUUGCCACGUCUCUUCACGGCAUGGUGCCCAACAACAUAUCGCUACCUCCAAAUUACCAUGCCCACCCUCCUCUCGAUAGGGACACCGGCGGAAGCAGCAACGGCGUCCCGCUGUCCACUCCUUCACCAAACUCUAACCAGCACACGCCCAAUUCCAGCACGUCUUCUUCGGACCAUCAUCAACAUAUGUAUCACCAAAUGCAUCAACAACCACACCACCAUCCUCAUCAUCACCAGCAAGGGCAUGGACAGGGACACGGACACGGACAAGCACAAGGACAAGGACAAGGGCAUGGACUGGCGCCCAACAACAACAGCAGUAGACACAUGAGCGGAUCAGGAGGGUCCUCCUCCAUGUUGUUUGAGAACAACCAUAACAACAGCACCAGUCCCGUGACGCCUGGCUCUUCUUCGCAUCCUACUACAACCACCGCUACCACUGUCCCCAUUACUGUCACUACAACCACCACCACCACCGCCACCAGCACUGCUCUAGACACCAAUCCAGACCCCGCCGCAGCCGUCGGGUUUUCCUCGACCCCACCAUCUUCGGAAUGCCUGGCGUCGGGAUAG
Molecule: messenger RNA, 2610 nt
Organism: Sordaria macrospora k-hell
Lineage: Eukaryota; Fungi; Ascomycota; Sordariomycetes; Sordariales; Sordariaceae
Source: RefSeq, a predicted model, not a curated record